Messenger RNA from Balaenoptera acutorostrata (minke whale), 1552 nucleotides. RefSeq names its product Fas associated via death domain (gene FADD). Gene Ontology annotation, biological process: regulation of apoptotic process; signal transduction. The transcript has 2 exons. Bases 187 to 819 code for a protein of 210 amino acids. The record is from RefSeq and is a predicted model, not a curated record. Lineage: Eukaryota; Metazoa; Chordata; Mammalia; Artiodactyla; Balaenopteridae. Gene Ontology annotation, molecular function: protein binding.
UCCCAAGGGAGACUUCCGGUGAAGGGGCAUCAGACGCUCGAAGUAGGAACCUCAGCUGCUAGGCCGAGGGGCGCGGGGCGCUAGAGGAGGCGCGGGCCGGGUCUGCGGGGGCGCGGGCCAGAGAGCGUGCGGCGGGCCGGGCCGGGGGAAGCCAGAGGAGGGCCGGGCCCCGCCGCGUCCGCCGCCAUGGACCCGUUCCUGGUGCUGCUGCACUCGGUGUCGGCCGGCCUGUCGAGCAGCGAGCUGACCGAGCUCAAGUUCCUGUGUCAGAGCCGCGUGGGCAAGAGGAAGCUGGAGCGCGUGCAGAGUGGCCUGGACCUCUUCUCCGUGCUGCUGGAGCAGAACGAGAUGAGCCCCGAGAACACCGUGCUGCUCCGCGAGAUGCUCGUCUCCCUGCGGCGCCAGGACCUACUGCGGCGCCUGGAAGACUUCGAGGCGGGCGCGGCGGGCGGGGCCGCGCCGGAGGAGCGAGACCUGCGGGCAGCGUUUGACAUCAUCUGUGAUAAUGUGGGGAAGGACUGGAGGAAACUGGCUCGUCACCUCAGAGUGUCUGACGCCAAGAUUGAAGCCAUUGAGGAGAAGUAUCCCCGGAACCUGGCAGAACAGGUGAGGGAGUCGCUGAGAGUCUGGAAGAACAGCAGGAGGGAGGAUGCGGCCGCGUCCCACCUGGUGAGGGCGCUCAGGGCCUGCCGGCUGAACCUGGUGGCAGACCUCAUCGAGGAGGGUCAGCGGGCCCGGGCCCUCCAGAGCGAGAGUGGGGACCCUGUGUCCCUCUCGUCCUGGGACUCAGACUCGCCCGCCUCAGGGGCCUCGCGAUGACCCAGCUGCUCUUCUCCAGGACCAAAGGCAUCUGCCCACUCUGAACUUCGGUCCCCUCCGCCGCAGUUGACACGUCCCCUCCGUCCCCUCCGUGCCAGCAUGUGAAGACCCGGCAGGGAGCCGCCUGAGGGCCCACGCAGGCUCUGGGCACUGUAAUCACCCUCAGAGGGAGGUGCUUUCCUCCCGGUUAAACGAGUUCCUACCGGAGGUCACUGCGGGCCACACCCGACACGUAGGAGGGACCUAUAAGAGGUAGCGGUUAGGGUUAUAAACCUGGCCGUUGUCCCAGCGAGGAAGCGCACAGUCGAACUGGAGGCAAGUCAGUAGUAAUGGGGGUGCUGGGCUGGGGGCCAACGCCGUCCAGCUCUGGAGCCCGCGCUUGGAACCACUGAGUUCUUCUGCCGUCCCCACGGUUGCCAAAGGCUUCGAGGCUGGCAGUGUAGACCUGUCUCACAGGGCAGGUGGCAUGGGGGUGAGACGAUGCCUGUGAGGUGGUCAGAUGUGGACACAGGGCUGGGCGGAUGCUAGUUCGGAGAAGUAUGAUUCCUGUGAUUCCACAGCGUGUUACUAUUUUGUGUCAAAACCACUAUCUUUCUGAUAACAGAGUUGGCAAGGGAGCUGGAGCCUGUGAUUUUAAGAAGUAAUCUUUCUUCCUGCUUCUCAGAUAACCCUAGUGAAGCAAGGGCCUUUACAGAGGAAACCUCCACAUUACAAAGAAUUUUCUCUUCCCAUU